ACACAGAAAACAUUUCGUGAGACAUAUGACAAGUUGAAGACAAAUCAGAAUGAGUUUGACUUCGAGAAGGCUAGACAUGAAGUCUUCAAAUUCGGGAUUUCGGGUUUGGAUCGCACGGAGAAACGUGAGGCGAAGAUAGCACACGCUAUAAGUCUCGGAGCAGUUCCCCCAAAAGGAAAGCCUAAAAACUAUAAACUACUAAUGGAUGAGAGAAAGGCUAUGAAAAAGAAAGUUAUCGAAGAAAAGGAACAAAAUAGUCAACAAAUGCAACACAAGACCAAAAUCUAUAAACAGACGAAAAAGAAGCGAAAUCCCAAUGGAGUGAAAGGCUUUGACUACCAGAUCGGCAAAUAUAGAAAUGGUGUUCAAUUUGUCGAUAAAAAACAAAUCCAAAGCAACAAAUCCAAACAGAUCAAGUCCAAAAGC
Oppiella nova is the source of this 426-nucleotide messenger RNA. The record is from the annotation of a GenBank genome assembly. NCBI's taxonomy places the organism in Eukaryota, Metazoa, Arthropoda, Arachnida, Sarcoptiformes, Oppiidae.